Messenger RNA from Anoplophora glabripennis (Asian longhorned beetle), 1245 nucleotides. RefSeq lists its product as uncharacterized. NCBI's taxonomy places the organism in Eukaryota, Metazoa, Arthropoda, Insecta, Coleoptera, Cerambycidae. The transcript has 2 exons. The coding region runs from base 150 to 860 and encodes 236 amino acids. The record is from RefSeq and is a predicted model, not a curated record.
CAUAUUUUUCAGUUUUUUCAUCACUAAAAUCUUCACACGUCUGGAAUGUUAUGUUUUUAAUUUAAUAACUGAUACUUUAUUUAGUGGACAGUAUUAAAAUUUGAUUUAAUGUUAUUUUCAUAACUGCCUGUUUGUUUUAUAGGUUAAAUAUGUCUGUGAGAUUUAAAAGUUGUCUUGUGCCUAAAUGUAAAAAUAACUCUUUAAAUUCAGUAAAAAUAUUUAUUCAUGCACCUAGCAAUAAGAACUCUUGUGCAGAAUGGUUUAAUAUAUGUGGAAGAAAGAUCCCAAAAAACACAACAGGAUAUUACUGCUGUGAAGAUCAUUUUAAUAUGCAUGAAGACUGUGAAAAUUGGAGUGCUUAUAAAUUAUUCAGAUCCAAGAUAAAAAUGAAAAAGUGUACAGUCCCUCAUAAAAAUUUAACUGAAUGUCGAGUGCCAAAAGAUUAUUCACAACUAAGUAAUUCAGAAAAGAAAAGGAAAAUGGAAAAUAUAGCAGAAUAUGAAGCCAAACGAAACAAAAUAUAUUUCAACUCCUCCAAUUUGUCAAACAAAAAUAUGUUUACCACAUCAUAUGAAAGGAAGUCGAGUAAUUCUGUAUUUGCUGUCUCAGUGCAAAAAAUAACUGACAAAAAAAUUCAAGUUUGUCCGGUAGUAACCACGAAAGCAGUACAGACAGAACCAGUGCAGUUUGUAAAAGAUGACAUUGCUAAAACGGUAGAGUUAAAUGUAACAUCUCCAUCAAAAACACAUUCAUCGUCUUUCAGAAAUGGCUCUACAUCAAACUUCACAGAGUCAGUGACAAUCUUUAUAUCGCAGGUUUCAAUCUGCUCGGAAAGGGAUAGGUUGAGUACAGUGGAUUGAAAUCUAGGAAAUAUAUGUAUUUAUAUUUCCCAAUCUAAUCCAAUGGGAACCUUGAUUGGACAGAAAUUUUAAUGUUCAUUUCUAAAAUUUCAAUCCACUGUACUCGAUCCAAUCCCUUUUAUAGCAGAUUAAAAGCUGAGAGAUAAGCAGUGAGUAUCUGAAUGGAAAGUACCGUCAAAAACUAUACUAUACAAGAGAUUACAUGUGGUAUGUCAAUGCCAUUCAACGAUAUUAAGUUUGCCUAAAGACAAAGUAUUUUCUUAUAAAAGUUUAUUGCAUUUAUUACCUUAUUGUAUAAGUUUAAGUAACAAAUCGCCUUGUUUUGAUGUGUGUGUUCUUAGUUUCCAUGGUGUCAACAUUAUAGAAAAUAUGAUUUCCUAGAAAA